AAAAAUUCCAUCCUUUCUCCAUAUCCACAAAUCCUCUCCUGUCUCUCUGUCACAUACACAUACACAUACACAAUAGUAAUUUUGCCAUUGUUGAAAUAGAAAGAAACAAAAAAGAAAAAUAAAUGGUUGUGAAAUGUUUAAGGGGAUAGAAGAUAGUAGUAGGGAGAAGAGGAGAGGAUGAGUUUGUCAUGCAGUCCAUGGCCAGUCGCUUUACUACCCAUUAUCCUUCUUCUCCUUCUUCUUCUUACGUUCAUAGUUGUCAAGUUAAGCAUUCAACAACACCUGCUGUUCUCCUUUCUUCUUUUAGUAACAGAAAACCCCCUUACAACACCCUUGUCUUUCAGGCUGUUAGGCUCUUGGGUCCGCCAGCAAGAUUUGAAGCUUCAAAGCUGGAAGUCCUGUUAAAAGGGGAAGAAGUUGAUACAUACUCUAGUAUUGUUCCAAGGACGUAUACUCUAUCCCAUUGUGAUUUUACUGCUAAUCUCACAUUAACCAUCUCAAAUAAUAUCCAAUACGAUCAGUUGAAAGGGUGGUAUAAUAAGGAUGACGUGGUUGCUGAAUGGACAGAAGUGAAAGGCAAUUCGUUUCUUGAUGUCCACUGUUAUGUGAGUGGACCGAAUCCUCUACAAGAGCUGGCUGCCGAGUUCAGAUACCAUAUAUUCUCCAAGGAAUUGCCACUGGUCCUUGAGGCUGUGCUCUAUGGGGAUUCAAAUUUUUUCAAGGAGCAUAACGAACUAAUGAAUGCAAUCGUUCGAGUCUAUUUCCACUCAAGCUCAAAGAAGUACAACCGUGUAGAAUGCUGGGGUCCUCUAAAAGAUGCAGCUAAGGGAAGACAAGGGGAUAGUAUCAAUGGCCUGUUAUCGACAAGCAAGGGAGAUUUUCACCCUCCGAAAAUCCAGGGAAGUGCAAAAUCAAUCUUCCAAGCUCUUUUCACCUUCCUUCUCUAAUCUAAUACACUAAGGUGAGAGGCUAAAGAGUUCAUGGAUUUUGGAGGCUUCAAGUUGGGCUACCUAAUAAGUCUUACCUUUUGCAGUUGGAAGGAUCUCUCUUGAAACACAUUUUAGAGUCAUGGGAUCCUACAUUUCGUUGACUUGUAAAGACGAGAAUUGUUUGCAAGGUCAUUAGAUUCUUUGUAUGUAUGUAAUUGCAUUCUUUCGAAUGAGCUCUUGACUGACAAUUCUUGUAAAAACCAAAGACUAUUUUCCCUUUCAUAUGAUCAAUCAGUAAUUGUUCCA
Capsicum annuum is the source of this 1235-nucleotide messenger RNA. RefSeq names its product magnesium dechelatase SGRL, chloroplastic. The transcript has 5 exons. The record is from RefSeq and is a predicted model, not a curated record. The coding region runs from base 189 to 947 and encodes 252 amino acids. Lineage: Eukaryota; Viridiplantae; Streptophyta; Magnoliopsida; Solanales; Solanaceae.